UGCUUGCAGGGCUACAGGCUGCAGACGUGUGCAGCGCAACCAAGAUGAUCCAGCACGUGCUUGCUGCAGUUGGCACCCUGUACACUGUGGCUUAUUCGGGGUAUUUUUUAACCCACUUGGCACGGCACCUCAUGUCUGGAUCCCAAGCAGCUCCUCCUCCUUCGGGCACAAAAGCAGCACCAGCACCUCCUGUGGCUCCCUCUGUUUCCAAAGAGGAGGCCAAAGAGGAGGGAGACAGCAGUGAGCUUUCUGCUGCUCUGGGGGACGAUGGUGACCUUCCCUCAGUGCCGGGAGAUGACAGUGAACUUCCCGCUGCUCUGGGAGACGAGGGCGAACAUCCCGCGGUGUGGGAAUACAACGGCGAGGCUCCCGCGGCGUGGGACAAGGACAGUGGACAUCUCCCGGCGUGGGACGAGGACGGUGGAUGUCCCCUGGUGUGGGACCAGAAUGGCCCAGCUCCCACGCUGGGGGAUGAGGACGGGGGACAUAUCCCAGUGUGGGAUGAGGACGGAGGACAUCUCCCAGUGUGGGAUGAGGACGGAGGACAUCCUGUGCCUUGGGAAGAGGAGCAUGAACCUCUCCCAGAAUGGGAAGUGGACAGUGAAUGUCCCCUGGCUUGGAAAGAAGAUGGCAAACCUGCACCGUUUUGGGAAGAGGAUGGAGAAGCUGCAGCCUUUUGGGAAGAGGAUGGAGAACCUCCCUCUGCUCGGGAAGAGGACACUGAACCUCCCUCCACUGUGGGAUCCUGGGCUGAACAUUCUGACAGCAGCGCAGCCCUGCAGGCAGAGGGGAGAGGGGAGUGGUGCCUGAUGCAGCUGAGGAACACUGUGAGCAAGGCGCAGCCUGCCCAGAAAUACCUGGAAGUGGAGCAGAUUGGCCAAGGGGCUUUUGGAGCCGUUUCUAAAGGACUCGACAGGGCCACUGGAGGAGAGGUGGCCAUCAAGAAAAUGAGUCUCACAGGGCAGAACAGGCAACGAGCUGUGAAGGAAAUCCUGCUCCUGAAGGACAAGAAGCACCCCAACAUUGUCAACUUUUUGGACAGCUUCCUUGUUGAUGGAGAUCUCUGGCUGGUCAUGGAAUACAUGGAUGGAGGAACUUUGCAGGACGUUGUCAGACAGACACGCAUGACUGAAGGAGAGAUGGCAGCUGUCAGUCAGGAGUGUCUGCAGGGCCUGGAUUUCCUCCAUUCCAAGCGGGUGAUCCACAGGGAUGUGAAGAGCUCCAACAUCCUUCUGGGAAUGGACGGCUCUGUCAGGCUGGCUGAUUUUGGCCUCUGUGCUCAGCUCAGCCCUGAGCAGGACCAGCGCAGCUCCAUGGUGGGCACUGCUCACUGGAUGGCCCCAGAGGUUGUGACCAGAUCUCCUUACGGCCCCAAAGUGGACAUCUGGUCCUUCGGUAUCGUGACCAUCGAGAUGGUGGAAGGAGAACAUCCUUACUUCAGGGAAACGGCGGCCAUGGCUCGCGCUCUGAUCCGGCAGAACGGGACCCCGCAGCUGCAGGAGCCCCGGCGCCUGUCGGCUCUGCUGCGGGACUUCCUCGAGUGCAGCCUGGAGCCGGACGAGAAGUGGCGCUGGGCUGCCCAGGAGCUGCUGCAGCACCCAUUUUUAGCAUCAGCCAAGCCUCUCUCCAGCCUGACCCCUCUGAUCACUGCAGCAAAGCAACUGAGGGAGCAGCGGAGAGGAAGAAGCACUUGAGGACAGCUUCUUGUUACAGCAGUUAGGACAACUAGUUAGUUUGGUAGUUAGCACUGCUAGUUGGUUAUGGUAGUUAGCACAGUGUGUUUGUUAUGGUUCUUAUGUUAGCCUGUUUGUUAUGGCAGUUGUUUGAAUAAAAACUCUCUUAAACCUCAA
Messenger RNA from Passer domesticus (house sparrow), 1850 nucleotides. RefSeq names its product serine/threonine-protein kinase PAK 3-like. Gene Ontology annotation, biological process: intracellular signal transduction; protein phosphorylation; regulation of MAPK cascade. Gene Ontology annotation, molecular function: ATP binding; protein serine/threonine kinase activity. The transcript is spliced from 11 exons. The record is from RefSeq and is a predicted model, not a curated record. The coding region runs from base 45 to 1694 and encodes 549 amino acids. Lineage: Eukaryota; Metazoa; Chordata; Aves; Passeriformes; Passeridae. Gene Ontology annotation, cellular component: cytoplasm.